Messenger RNA from Aaosphaeria arxii CBS 175.79, 2118 nucleotides. Its product is annotated as Zip-domain-containing protein. Gene Ontology annotation, molecular function: zinc ion transmembrane transporter activity. Gene Ontology annotation, cellular component: plasma membrane. The transcript has 5 exons. Gene Ontology annotation, biological process: zinc ion transmembrane transport. NCBI's taxonomy places the organism in Eukaryota, Fungi, Ascomycota, Dothideomycetes, Pleosporales. The coding region runs from base 330 to 1751 and encodes 473 amino acids. The record is from RefSeq and is a predicted model, not a curated record.
CUCUGCCGUCGAGAGGAAAAAGACAAAGUCAGUCUUCCGUUCGCUGGCUAUUUCUAUCGUUGGAAAGGCAUCAUUCAUUUAUCCAUCUAGUUAUAUAUUUGGUGCAUCGUUCGUGCUCUAUUAUCGAGGCUACCUACUACCAGGAUAGGUACCAUCGCUUUCAGCUAGCCUCCCUCUCGAGUCAUCCAAUCACCGUCGGUUCAGUUCCAAUCGCUCACUCUCCUCCCAUCUACUCUCCCCAGUAGUAGAGAAACAAAUCUUCGAAACAAAGUAUCGCCGCCUAUAUAAUCAAUCAAACAAGUAGGCGAUUAUUCAAUCCAUCCAUCGACAUGCAUUCAGCCGUUCGACGAUUCGUCGGCUCGACUGCCGUCCUGCUGCUCGCUGCCAGCGUCGCAUCUCAGACGACUACUCCAGCUCCUACCCAUGCGACCACAAGCGCUCCCACCCCGUCUAUCACAGCAGUUUCAGAUUGCCAUCCCCAUAGUACCGUACUAUGGUGCAUGGCUGGUACGGAGGAAUACCAGAUCGUCGGGCCUACCAAAACAGAAGAGUUCGAGGCCCAGUACACUGGAUGCCACGCGCAUGGUACCGAUGUAUAUUGCUUGGACCCUGAUGGUGAGGAGGUCCAAGUCCUCAUCGAACCCGAAGAUGAAGACGAACACAACCACACCGAGGAAGAUCCUCAUGCGGGUGAGGGACAUUGCCAUUUCCACGCCGGCGUCGAACACUGUGUAGGUGGAGCAGAGCAAACUUGCGAACGCGUCGAUCGAGACUACAACAUCCCCCUACGUGUUGGUCUUCUCUUCGUGAUUCUCUUCACCAGCGCCCUAGGAGUCUUCGUGCCUAUCAUCGCGACCACGUUCACUCGCAUGUCGAUGAACAACAUCAUCUUUGUCAUCCUGAAGCAGUUCGGAACGGGUGUCGUCCUUUCCACGGCCUUCAUUCAUCUCUUCACGCACGCCCAUUUGAUGUUCACCAAUGACUGUCUCGGCGAGCUGUCCUACGAAGGUACCACUGCCGCCAUUCUCAUGGCCGGCCUCUUCCUGUCCUUCCUCGUCGACUACAUCGGCGCACGCUUUCUCGCCUGGCGCCAAUCUCGCGCCCGUCCAGCUGAACCCGACAACUCUAUCUCGCACACAUCCACUCCCACUCCCAGCGAAUCCGAGCGCAAAAGCGGCAACGUCACCCCAGCUCCCGCUACCGCCCUCACGCACUCCGACCACCACGGCCCUCACGUGCACGGCAGCACCGACGGCAGCCCCGUCGACGAGAAACUCAGCGUGACCGUCCUCGAAGCCGGCAUUGUCUUCCACUCUCUCCUCAUCGGCCUCACCCUCGUCGUCGCGGGUGACUCCUUCUUCCUCACUCUUUUCGCUGUCAUCCUCUUCCACCAGAUGUUCGAGGGCAUCGCGCUGGGCACUUGCAUCGCGGCCAUCCCAUCCGCCAAAGCCGGCACCCUCCGCAAGUUAAUCAUGGGCACCAUCUUCGCGCUCAUCACGCCAAUCGGUAUGGCCAUUGGCAUCGGCGUCCUCAACCACUUCAACGGCAACGACCCCUCCACCCUCAUCGCUAUCGGCACGCUCGACGCUUUCUCUGCCGGCAUCCUCGUCUGGGUCGGCGUCGUGGAGAUGUUGGCGAGGGACUGGCUUCAUGGACCGCUGCUCAACGCGGGUCUCGUCAGGACGGUCGUCGCUAUGUUUGCGCUGAUAUGUGGCAUGAUCCUCAUGAGCGUGUUGGGUAAAUGGGCGUAAUCAAUCACCCCUCAUCGAUGUCAUCCUGCAUCACGAACGAUUUCAUGCCUUCCCCCCUUCUCUUUCUCUUUCUCUUUCCCUCCUUUUUUGUUUAUUUUGGCGGCGGUGGGUAGUAAUUACGAACCCAAUGACUUCUCAGGUACAUAUUCAUUCAUCUCUCCGGGAUUUGAUAUAUUCCCAGCACUAGAUCAUCUUCAGCAUUAGCACGGACAUUUAGGUGGAUAAGUAUGCAUGCAUUCAGGCAUGCAGUGGAGCGGUAGGAGGCGAGGAAGAUUGAGAGCGAAAAAGUCUUUGAAUUGAAUUGGAUACCCGGACGUGUUUCCGAUGGAGGAGUAGAUAGAUAAGUAGAUAGGUAGGAAUCUCAAGC